UUGGAUUUGGGAAAUAUUUAUUUUGUAAACCAUGAGUUCGUCUGAAAGCCAGUCGCAAACUUCAGCGGAGGGCUCAGCUCAAGAUGUUCGGAUCUUGUGUUUGCAAAACCUGAUUGAGAAGAACAUUGAGAUAGAGCAACAGAUUGAAAGCAAGACAUUUGACCAAUCCAUCACGGCAAUCGAAGAAAUCAUUCGAACAGCGAACGAUAUAAACAAGGGUCAUGAAGACCCGCGUACAAACUCCACGGAACUUGUUCUGGACACUGAAUUGUUAACACGCAAUCACGAAGUUGUGGGCAAAGCUAUACAGUACAACACUAUUUUUACUGACAGGAUGGUGAUCACGGCGAUCAAUGAAUUUGUUUUCAAAGAACAAGAAGAGGAUUGGGACGCUGUCUGCGCACUGGCUGUUCAAUUUGGGAGACCGCUCUUCUCGAAUGAUAGUAUGCUUCCCUUCAUAGAUGUUGCUCCAAAGAAAGUCAUUCCCAAACAGCGGGCUCAGCGCAAACAAAAAUCUCAAGUGGAGGAAAAGCGUCCAACUAAAAGUGAUAAAUUGGACCGCAACGACAAAGGAGCAGCCUCCGUUACCUACAUGUUAAAACAAAUCAGGCAAAUAUAUAGAGAGGGAGGUCAUCAGCCGAUACCGUAUUUCAAAUUAAAUUGUAAUCCGAAUAACUUCAUGGACAAAAGAAAAGAUAAAAGAUAUUCUUCGGCUCCAUUUAACAUCUCCCUCCUUUUCGAGUUCGUCGUCAAGCUUUGGCAGUCCCAAAGGACGUCCAGCCUCCAAAUCAUCGGACAAGCCAUCCCGCGAUUCAAAACUUCGUUACCCUACUUCAACAGCGGAAGUAGCUUCACCUCUAGCUCCGAAACCCUGGAAACUUAUUAUGACUCCACAGAUGAUUACCUUUACUUUACAAUGCAGCCACCAGUGAACACCGUGCCAACUAUAAAAACAUAG
This is a messenger RNA of Drosophila suzukii, 958 nucleotides long. The record is from RefSeq and is a predicted model, not a curated record. Lineage: Eukaryota; Metazoa; Arthropoda; Insecta; Diptera; Drosophilidae.